UUGGCGUGAGGGCGCUGUUUUAGGCUGGUAUCGGCCUUGGCCCCGCGUCGCACACAGCUAGCGAGCUAGCUGGGUAGCCUGGCCGCGCCCCCGGUACGGUGUUCUCCCCGCGUACGUGCUGUUGCUCUCCUGCAUGUCCUGCUCGCCGUGGUCGCCGCAUCGUUUCUGGAACAGUGUAGGUGUAGCUGUCAUUUGGAAUUGUCGGUGAUAUUCGCAGUGCCGAGUGCACAACUGACUGGGCAAGAUGCCGAGACCUAAAGUAGCAUACAAGGACAUCAAGCGGGAGUACAGUUCCUCCCGUCUGUAUGAGGAUCCAGAAUUCAGAGCCGUUGACUCUUCACUGUUCUUCAGCACCAAGCCACCUAGGCCAUUUGAAUGGAAGAGACCCCAUGAACUUUGCCAAGACCCGAAGCUGUUUGUGGGAGGGGCCAGUCGCUUUGACAUCGCACAGGGAGAGCUCGGUGACUGUUGGUUCCUUGCUGCCCUGGCGUCACUGUCUCUGGAUGACUACCUCCUGAAGAAAGUCUGUCCCGAGGACCAGAACUUUGACCGUAACUACUGCGGGGCCUUCUACUUCAUGUUCUGGCAGUACGGCAAGUGGGUGGAGGUGAUAGUGGAUGAUCGCCUGCCCACUUACAAUGGCCGACUGGUCUUUGUCCAUUCCCAGGAGAAGAACGAGUUCUGGAGUGCGUUGCUGGAGAAGGCUUAUGCCAAACUGCAUGGAAGCUACGAGGCGCUGAAGGGAGGCAACACCGUCGAGGCCAUGGAAGACUUCACCGGCGGGUUCUCUGAGUCCCACGAUCUGAAGAAAGCCCCCAAGAACCUGUUCAAGAUCAUGUUUGACGCUUACAACCAUGACUCCCAGAUGGGCUGCUCCAUCGAUGCCAAUCCCAAUGAGAUUGAGGCUAAGCUGAGCAACGGCUUGAUCAAGGGACACGCUUACACCAUCACUGAUGUCAGAAGAGUGCCAAUUCCAGGGUACGGAUCUUCAAAGCCGAUUCGUCUGAUCCGCAUUCGUAAUCCCUGGGGGCAGACAGAGUGGAAAGGGCGUUGGAGUGACAAUUCCUCUGAAUGGAAGAGUAUCCCAGAAAGUGAGCGAAAUCGGUUGGGCCUGGUGACCGAUGAUGACGGUGAAUUCUGGAUGGAGUACGGUGAUUUCAUCCGUGAGUAUAAUCGCGUGGAUAUCUGCCAUCUGUCUCCUGAUAAGUCCCCCGGCGGGAAAAAGAAGUCCAAGAAAUGGGUGACCAAUGAGAUUGAGGGUGCCUGGCAGAAACACAUGAGUGCCGGUGGCUGCCGCAACUUCCCAGAUACCUUUUACAUCAACCCUCAGAUUGAGAUGAGUCUUGAAGAAGAGGAUGAUGAAGAUGACGAUGACGAGGAUGAUGACCCAGCCGCCAAGCAGAAAGGCUGCACUGUCAUGAUUGGACUGCUGCAGAAAGACAGGCGCAAGCAGAUGAAGAUGGGGGUCGGCAACCUGACUAUUGGAUUUGCCGUCUAUGAGUACAAAGAUGGCAAAAUUGUUAAGCUGCCCAAGGAUUACUUCCUGUACAACGCCUCCAAGGCCCGCUCACACACCUUCAUCAACACCCGUGAGAUCAUGGGACGUUUCAAGCUGCCACCGGGCCACUACUGCAUCGUCCCUUCUACCUUUGAGCCUAACCAGGAAGGCAAAUUCCUGAUUCGUAUCUACAGUCUUAAGGGCUCCUCCUCUGUAACCCUAGAUGAGAAGACAGGCAUUGUGGACGUUCCCAAACAGGGACCAUCUGGCAGGGCUCCAGCUAAGCCGGAGAAAAAGACCGCUGAAACAAUUGCUGCUGAGGAUGCCAUGAAGACUAAAUUCUAUGACUUCUUCAAGAAGGUCACUGGAGAUGACAUGGAAGUGGAUGCGUGGGAGUUGCAAGAAAUCCUGAAUGCUGCUCUCAAGAAGGAUUUCCGUAGAGCUGACGAGUUGGCAGGAAGUGACGGCUUUUCUAUCGAUGCUUGCAAAUCCAUUGUGGCUGCUUGUGAUGAAGAUCGUUCUGGCAAGCUGGGCUUUGAGGAGUUCAUGGAUAUGUGGAUGAACAUCAACGCCUGGAAGAACGUGUUUACAAGAUACGAUAAAGAUAAAUCAGGUACUUUCAAUACCUUUGAACUGCGUGACGCCCUGAAAAGCAUUGGGUACACUGUCAGCAACAAGACCUUUGGAGCGUUGGUGCUGCGCUUUGCCAACAGGAAGGGCGUCAUCAACUUGGACGAGUUCAUCUCUUGCGUCAUCAAACUCAAGCACUUGAUUGAAUCCUUCCAGGAGAACAUGAGCCGUGGAGUGGCCCAGUACAACCUGGAUGAGUUCCUGGCAGUGGGAAUGUACUCUUAGAGAUCUCCAGCUGUUUGACACCAACUGCGUGAAGACAAGUCUAAGGAAACACAUUCGCCGGGAGAGGAGGUUCCAGUUUUUUAGAUUUAAAAAUCAUAUUUGGAUGACAAAUCUUCAGUGUAGAUUCACUUCAAUGAUAAACUUCUUUCUAUGCAUGAUUGAAAUAAAGACAAAUCCAUAAGAUAUGAUCAGCAUUCAUCCCUAAAUGUCUCCAUCCUCAAAAAAAAGAAAAGAAAGAAGCCCAGGAAAUUUUAUUCAGGAAGAAAACAUAAAGUUCAUCUUUUAAAAGUGGAAAGUAACAGUAAUUAAAAAAAAAGUGUAUUCAUGACAAUUCUUUCACAUGGCAGAUGAACAAUAUUGUGUGGAUGUUGGUGAUAUCUUAUGGUACUUACAAAUCUAUUUUUCUGUCAAUUAUAUUUGUGGUGAUGGAUGUUUCGUGUUGUAUUGAAGUAGUCAUAAAAAAGCCGAAAAUUAAAAGAGUUUGGGUAUUAUAGAGUAAGUAGGUGUUUUGGUGUAACAUUUUGACAGUUUAAUGGUGUAAGGAUUAGUGUAUUUAUAAGCAUAAAGAAAGAAUCGUAGACAUUUGCUAUAUGCCUAGCUUUGGACCCAGAGGAAGAAAAAUAUAGACGCCAUUUUGUUUUUAGUUGAUAACCAGCUUUUAUUUGAGUAGUAUUUGUAAUUAUUGCAAUGACGCUAACAAAUGGUUAGAGUACUUGAAACUGUAUCACGUUGAUGUGAUUUUAUUACUCUUAAAUGCAUGAAGUAACAUUAGAUAUUAUUGGCUGACUCCGGUCAUGUGACCAGAUUUUAGUACGUGUGGGAAUCAUGCAGGUCAUAAUUAUAUAAAAUUUGCCGAACUUGUCCUUAACGAUGCACAGUAAUUCACUAUUCAAGAUAAUAUUGAUAGGAAGAACAAAUUUUGUAUUUAGAGGAGAUUUUUUUUCAAGUACCGUAGAGAGAAAGAGCUAAAUUCUAAACCUUUUAAAAAACUUCGAGCUGGUUUCAUGUUUGUUUAAUCUAUUUAAACAAAGUCAUGAUUGUUGUGUAGCAGUUGCGUGGACAGAUUCUCUUAGUUUUUAAAAUGCACAAAACGUAAUUGAAUUUUGAAAAACAUGUAAUUCUAGCUAUUGAGCGCAUAGUUGGCUCUAUUUUUUUGUAUUCGUAGUGAUAAUUUCAUGAUUUAUUCUUCAUUAUGUAGCUUUUAAACAAUCAUUACUUCCAUCUUUUUUCUGCGAAAAAAAAAAAGCUUUUGUGAAUUUAACAGCAGUACUACAUGUAUUUACCUCAUCUCCAGCCAUUUUGCCACAUUUCUCGGUGCUGCCUAUAAAAUCUUCCAAUUUUUCUUUUUUUGAAAUAUGCCCACCCACCCUUUCUUAACCAAGUCAAAGUUUUAUUUGUUUAACUGCAUUCAGUGUAUUUGCAACUAGAUAACUUGGCAUUACGUAUCGAUUUUUCUUUUUUGUAAGUGUAGAAGAUUGGAAUUGCAUUAAUACAAUGCCUGGUGUAAACGUUUUGAACUUUUUUUUUUUUUUUUUUUACAGAAAUUGAAAUUUGAUUGUCAUCCUCCAUUGUAUCUUUUCGCAGAAGUCAUCUCAAGACACCAAAAUCUAGCACCUUGUUAAAUCAAGUUUGACCUGAUAUUGAAUUGUGCCGACUUGGAGGAUUGUUUACUCAAGAAAAAAAAAAAAAACGAUUCAAGAAAGUACCUUACGUUUUUUGGUCUACCUUACUUGUGUCUCAUUCAGAGGUUUCAGUUGUGUAUUCAGUUUUUAGUUCUUGGAAAUCCAGUAUUAUUGUCACAGGCUCAACGAGUCAUGACAUGCUUCAAGUCAAGUGCUGGCUGUACAAUUCAAACAGUAAUAAAUAUCCCAGAAGUUCUGCGUCCUUCGUUCUGUGCAAGAUGAAAACAUGGAAGUUGCAAGAAAAGAUGCUACUAUGGCAUUAUAGAAUUUAACUUGGUAUUGAAAGAAAUAUCUGUAAUGUUGCAUUCGUAGUUAGUUUCAUGUACAUGUAUAACCAGGGUAUUCUCUCUUCUUCUUUUUUGAGUGUUGGGCAGAUAUAUUGUUAGAGUCUACAGCUGUAAUUGAAGUCCAUACAUUUUCUAGAUAGCAAAUUCCAGUAAAUAUAUUUACAUAUCGGCCUCCUCAUUUGCAUUCAAAGUAUUCAGCUUUUAUUCAUGCUUUUUAAAUGUUAAGUCUAAUUAAAGAGAAUAGCAGUCGUCAUA
Messenger RNA from Patiria miniata (bat star), 4577 nucleotides. Its product is annotated as calpain-B-like. Gene Ontology annotation, cellular component: cytoplasm. The transcript is spliced from 21 exons. Gene Ontology annotation, biological process: proteolysis. Gene Ontology annotation, molecular function: calcium-dependent cysteine-type endopeptidase activity; calcium ion binding. NCBI's taxonomy places the organism in Eukaryota, Metazoa, Echinodermata, Asteroidea, Valvatida, Asterinidae. The record is from RefSeq and is a predicted model, not a curated record. Bases 245 to 2353 code for a protein of 702 amino acids.